Melanotaenia boesemani (Boeseman's rainbowfish) is the source of this 3252-nucleotide messenger RNA. RefSeq names its product sex comb on midleg-like protein 4. The record is from RefSeq and is a predicted model, not a curated record. Lineage: Eukaryota; Metazoa; Chordata; Actinopteri; Atheriniformes; Melanotaeniidae. Gene Ontology annotation, molecular function: protein binding. The transcript is spliced from 8 exons. The coding region runs from base 190 to 1422 and encodes 410 amino acids.
ACGCACACAUACUGUCACUCGCUCACUGUCUGUCUGAGGCUGUUGUACACACACACACACAUAUAUAUACAGUAUUACAGUGGAAUCCGCCUUGCUUUGAGAUCCGUGCUCUGCUAUUGGUGGCAAGAGGAACUAUAGGAAGCACAGUACAGAGCGUAGGGAUACUCCACAUCCCCACAUCUGUUUUGGAUGCUCCAAAUGAGUGUACCUGCUGCAACGGCACAGAAAUCAGACAGCAACAACAGUGACAUGCAAUCAGCUGCAGUGGCUCCCUCUUUCAUCCCCAGCCAGUCGGGGAAGAUACCGGGCAGGAAGAGAGGGAGACCCCCACUCCGCAAUGUUGCCAAGAUGGAUUUUCCUAACCGUUACCCUGAAUCGCUCCCUCCCCUCAAAGUGCCGAAGAAGAGGGGGAGAAAGCCGGGCUUCAAGCUCAAACCCAGAAUGGUGAUGACACCACUGGCUAUUUCUCCACCCAGCAGCACUCCUGAGCCCGAUAUGAGCUCCAUUCCUCAGGAUGCAGCCACCAUCCCCCACUCUGCCACACCCCAGGUGCUUACAGUCUGUAUCUACAUCAACAAGCAGGCCAACACAGGUCCCAACCUGGACAGGAAGAAGAUCCAGCAGCUCCCCGACCACUUCGGACCCGACAGACCCUCCGUGGUGCUGCAGCAGGCCGUCCAAGGCUGUAUCGACAGCGCCUUCCAGCAGAAAACGGUGUUUACCCUCCUCACACAAGGCUACGGAGGAGAAAAAAUAUCAGCAACAUUUGAUGGGAAGCAGCAUCUUCUGAGCCUCCCUGUGGUGAACAGCAUUGACUAUGUCCUGCGUUUUCUGAAGAAGCUCUGUCGCAGCCUGCACUGUGAAAACCUCUUCAGUGAUCAGCCCAUCAAGCAGCACAGCGGUGGAUCCUACCAGUCAGAUGCUGAGACAUCUAUGACUGAGAACUACCACGUUGACCAGUCAGAUGGCAAACGCUACUCUGUUGACCCUGGAGAUUCAGCUUUCAGCUCCAUAAGCUCGUCAUACUCUCCAAAGUCCUCCUACGGGUUUCGUUCCUCACAGCAGUUCUCCAACAGCUCAACAUCCAUGAGCAUGUGUAGGCAGUCAUCCACCAGUCCUAACACUUUUCCAGAGACCAACAGGGCAGGAGGUUAUAACUCACCUCCAGAGUCCCAGGAGUCCAAGGCUCCACCCAAUAAAGACCCAUCCACGUGGUCUGUGGAGGAUGUUGUUUGGUUCAUCAGGGAUGCAGAUCCCCAGGCUCUCGGUCCUCAUGCAGAUGUUUUCAGGAAACACGAGAUAGACGGAAACGCCUUGUUACUCCUAAAGAGUGACAUGAUCAUGAAGUACCUCGGACUGAAGCUCGGGCCGGCCUUGAAGCUUUGCUACCACAUCGACAAACUAAAGCAGACUAAGUUCUGAACUCUGUCUCCUAUUUAGAAUCAAGCUGAACACGUGAGAGGGGGGUCACAUCUAUGAUCCGGUGGGAAGAAAAAUCUCCAACAUCAUGAGGUGCAUCAUUGUUGCUUCUAUACUGUAAGACUGAAGCAAGUAUAGCAUACUUAGCUCCUAUUUUUGCUAUGGAUUUAAGUAUAAUUACAUAAUUAAAUUAAAAAUUCAAGACAGACACACAUUGAGGGAAUUAUUAUAAUUUAACUGUUACAGUAUUUCUUCAGUCUUUGGUGACUCCAUAACAUUUAGAUUUAACAACAGCAAGAUCCAGCUUAGUGCUAACACAAAACUGUCACUUAUGUACAUCAUAUUCGUUCAGCUGUUAGAUUUCUACAAAAUUAUGCCCUGAGAAUGAACCAAAUCAACCUGACAGCCAAAGAAUUGACUAAAACUCUACAUAAAGCCAAAAGAAGUUGUGCUUAAAGUCAUAGUUAGACUAGCACCCCUCACACCUGGAGAUCUUCCUCUCUUCCCAUUGGCUCACAGACACCAGAUGUAACCAUUUGAACCACCUUAAUAGCUGUUGAUGAUGUCAUAUAGAGAUAAUCACAAUUUCUCUCCUUUCUCUUUUCUUACUUGCUCUACUUUUGGCACAGAUCUUGAACUACAACCAUAAGACUGUGAGAUAUACAUCCUUCAUACACUUCAUAUGUAAUCAUUAAAAGUAGGCCAUUGGUUGAGAAAUUUAGUCUCUAACAGGAUCUUAUUUACUUGUUUUCACUGAGCUAAAAACAUAUCUAUAACUAAAUGGUGCAUUAAAUACUACACUGAUCUUGACUGACAGGUUUAGUAAGUCACUUUGAUAGUAUUUUAUGACAUUACUGUAUAACAAAAAAAUUAUUGUUCCCAUUUAAUUUCUCAUUUUUUUGGUACAAAUCUGAUAUAGAACAGUAACGCAAAACAAAACAAUGGCUUAGACAGACUGUAGCUCCCUUGUGAAAAUGCAGUAUAUAAAGCAGAUGAGAUCCUAGUGAAUGUGAUAUAUUUGUUUCUCCUCUUCAUGUCUUUGUUUUAAAUUAUAUAUGUCUGUUCUUUGUUUCUUUUUCUGUCCUUUUUAAAUUAAGCCACAGUGUUGAUACAGAAGUCGUCAAAAGACACGACACCCUUCAAUUCCACACUGAGGAAACCUUAGCGGUCAUGUAAAUGGGUAUAUAAUAUAAUAUUGCUUUUGUAUACCACUUUGGGUGUACAGUAUGCAUCCUUUUUUAAUCAAUUAACCUUUGUAAGUGAAUGCUGCUGUAAAGAUAUUACAUGUAAGCCAUGCCUAGUGAGAUCAAACAAUGGUGUUUUAUUAUGAGAAUCACUAUGAAUAAGAGUUCUAGAGAAAGCUGAAUAAAUCAGUACUCUAUGCUGGUGCUAAACAUUAUGUAUUUAACUGUUUGCUUUUGUGUUUGUGAGAUCUAAAGGGGAUCUUAUGUGUAUGCUGUACUGUGUGUGAGCAUUAAAUUAACAAACCAAGUAUUCAGAGAUGUUUGUGUGUGAUGCAGACUUUUUUAAUUAUUAUUAUUUCAAGGUUAAUGUUUCAGAUUUUCCCAAUUUUAGCAUCCUGAAUGGAUCCAUAUUUGGAUUUGGGUCCAGACGUCUGAGAAUAGUUUUGGCUUGGAGCCUCAUCUGUUCUUCAACACAUAAGUAUUAACAAAGGUGACCUAUUUUUGUGGCACUCAAACUAGUGUCCAGGGACCUGCAGGGUUCCUUGUGGGGCUCUCAAGGGUUCCCAUUAAUCAGAAAGAACUUCACCUCUCAUCUGUUUUACCUACAGCGGAUUAACAUAAACUGCCUGGCCAAAAAAAAACAAAUAAA